Messenger RNA from Rhinopithecus roxellana (golden snub-nosed monkey), 2515 nucleotides. It is a transcript of the gene MEOX1, whose product is annotated as mesenchyme homeobox 1. The record is from RefSeq and is a predicted model, not a curated record. Gene Ontology annotation, cellular component: nucleus. Bases 410 to 1024 code for a protein of 204 amino acids. NCBI's taxonomy places the organism in Eukaryota, Metazoa, Chordata, Mammalia, Primates, Cercopithecidae. The transcript is spliced from 2 exons. Gene Ontology annotation, biological process: positive regulation of transcription by RNA polymerase II. Gene Ontology annotation, molecular function: DNA-binding transcription factor activity, RNA polymerase II-specific; RNA polymerase II cis-regulatory region sequence-specific DNA binding.
AAAGUGUGUCCCAGCAGCCCUGGUCCAGCCCUCUGCAGGCAUUUGCUCUGGGCUCCAGGACGAGCUCCUCCUCAGCUGGUGCGUCUGGGUUGGGACAGUGAAAAUGUUUAGUGUCACUGGCGACAAAUACACGUACAGGGGACCCCAGUAGGCAGGCUGGUGCAUUGGAGGGGCAGGAGCAAGCCCAACAUAGGUGUGUACACACACAUAGGAGUAGCUGGCCACAUAUGUGUGUACUUUAAGGAAAGACUUUAGGUUUUUUUUUUUUUUUUUUUUUUUGGUUCCUGGGGUAAAUUUUCUGUUGAACAUUUUUCCCUCCUAUUUAAUUUUUUUUCUUUUGAGUUUUUAAAAAUUUGAACAUAAAAAGUAUCAAAUCUUUGAAAGGACCGAGGCGUGCAGCGGACAGCAGAUGGAUCCCGCGGCCAGCAGCUGCAUGAGGAGCCUCCAGCCCCCAGCCCCUGUCUGGGGCUGCCUUCGAAACCCCCACUCAGAAGGCAGUGGGGCCUCAGGGCUACCCCACUACCCGCCCACCCCGUUCUCCUUCCACCAGAAACCAGACUUCCCGGCGACAGCAACGGCAGCGUACCCCGACUUCUCAGCCUCCUGCCUGGCAGCCACCCCACACAGCCUGCCUCAGGAGGAGCGCAUCUUCACUGAGCAGCACCCCGCUUUCCCACAGUCCCCCAACUGGCACUUCCCUGUCUCAGAGGCCCGGCGCAGGCCCAACUCAGGCCUGGCAGGGGGUUCCAAGGAAACGGGGACCAGCAGCCUGGGCCUGCUGGACACCACAGGAGGCCCAGGCGAGGACUACGGGGUGUUUGGGAGCACUGCCAAUGAGACAGAGAAGAAAUCAUCCAGGCGGAGAAAGGAGAGUUCAGGUCAAAGUGUGGUUCCAGAACCGAAGGAUGAAGUGGAAGCGUGUGAAGGGAGGUCAGCCCAUCUCCCCCAAUGGGCAGGACCCCGAGGAUGGGGACUCUGCAGCCUCUCCAAGUUCAGAGUGAGAUUCUGUGUGGAGGAAAAAUGACUAAGGACUGAGCCCUCUACCCAACUACCCCCACUCCAAUCCCACCUUUACCCUCUUCCUUCCCCAGCCAGGGCAGCCUCUCCACAUCUUUCACUGACUCUUGGAUAUGAAACUGCCCAGCAUUCCUGGGAGUCUUAGAGUUUUCCAGGAAGUUCUAUCCAACCUCUUAGCAGCCUCUUCCCUAGGGCCUUUGCUCCCACACUCUCAUGGAAUCAGACAGAGAUCCUACCAGGCCGGAUGAAUCUGGAAACAGCUUCAGAGACACUGCUUCUCAGGGUCUCUUGGCUGCCACCCAUGCCUCCUCCUACUGCCGUUCUCCUGUGUCAGCCAGGCCUCCUUCUGGUCUGGACACCACCUGGCCUGGUGGGAGAGACGCUUUGGAACCAGCUGGCGACUCGGAUAGUAAAUGCUUCAAAAGGAAGGAAAUGAUGGAAUCACACGCUCUUGCCCACCUUCCUCUGUGAGCUGUACAUCUGAGGCUUUGGGGCCCCUUAGUUGUCCCCAAACCCGAAGAAAAAUCAGAAUGUGGAGAGUCAAGGACAGCAACUCAGCUGCUACAAGCCAGAAACCCAUCACUGUCUCCAAAUUUGUUGGCUAAGUGGGGACACUUCUAAGCACUGACUAGAGAAGACAGAAAAAUAGCCUCAUGUAGGUUUCUGUGUCCCCAUAUAGGCCCGUCCACACAGGCUUGACUGGGUGGACAAGAAUGAACCCAUGACAGCACCUGCUGCUUCAAAAUCAAAAUCAAUUUUGGGAUAUAGCAGAGGCUGUUGGGCUGUGCUCCAGAGAAAAGGAGCAGCUACUCCCUUUAAAUCCACGAUUUGUGGAUUGAAAACUUCUCCAGAUGCCCAGUUGCUGGGCUGAACAACUAUGGGCUGGAAACAACGUAGAGGCUGGAAAGUGUCCCCUACAUUCUGGAGGGGAGGGGAGAUAAUAAGGAGGGCUCGGAUGAGGGCCUGGAGAUGCAGAACCCUGGCGUAGAAGGUUCUCUAGCUACAGUGUCCUGUGACUGCAAAAGGGGACAAGAAAAUCCCUCUUCCUCCAUGGCAUGGAUUUAAGCUCUUGCUGUGUGUUCUAUAAAUGCUGUUAUUGUGGGAGGAAAUGCUAGGUUUUUGUGUGUGGACUGCCCAGAUCUCAGCCAGGUCUUCUGGAGAUGGCACUUGAGGACUGCUGGCCAAACAGCAUGAGGGACUGAAGCCCUGGCUGCCUCAGCGCUCUGUCUUCCAACACCAGCUGGUGUUGCAGAGGGAGGUCAACGCGAGUUUGGAUCUCUUGUAUGCAGAUGUAAUCAUUCACAUGUAACCCCACCUCUCCACCCCAAAAAGGGCAAGAGCUGUGGAAAAUGAUUGCCAAAUGAGAUGGCUGGUUAGAGCAUGAUUUUUUCUAAAGCAUACUUUCAUAUAUUUUCUUAAGAUUACAUCAAACUAAUUGUGCAAGGUCAAUUCACUUUGUAAGAAAACUCUUAGAGAAAUAAAAUCAAUAAAAAGCAAA